AUGCCCAUACCGGCUGAGGUAAGCAAUUCGCUCGAAGCUGAGGACGAUUACUACAAAAUGCUCUUGGAAGAUUGUGCGAAGGAUUGUGUGUAUUUUGAUUCUGUACCUCGGUCGGUGAAAGAAGAGAUGCCAAACGAUUCGGAUGAUGAUGGAUACGGUGGAUAUAAUGAAUAUGAGAAAGCUAGGUUUGAAGUAUUGAUCACUAAACUUGAGGCUAAGAAAACUGAUGAGAAAGCUAGGCUUGAAGCACUUGAGGCUAGGAUUUUAAAACUAGAGCAGGAUCAGGCAGAAAGAGAGGCUAGAAUUUUAAAACUAGAACAGGAUCAGACAGAAAGAGAGGCUGAGAAAAAUCGCAAAUUCCAGACUAGAUGUAUCCAGAUAGCUAAGGAAAUUCUUAAUGAGGAACCGAUUAUCGAAUAUCGCUUAAACGGAUUAGAGCUUGAUGUUUUCUUCCAAAACUAUCGAAUCGCAUUAGGUGCAAGGGGCUCAGCAUCGGUUCCAAAUUAUAAAGGACGUUCCUGUUGCGGAAAGCCUGAAUUAUCUGUGAUGCUGUACGGAAACAUUAACGUCCUUAAUGAAGAAGAUCUUGAAACAUGGCUACGCGAAACAGUAAAAAUUCCAUUCGUGCAUGUAAAAAAAAAUAUGCAUGUUGGCUACGCUCACAUACAUUUCCUCAGUCAUGAAGAUGCGAGCGACUUCUUUUAUACUUAUAAAAACGCCACUCUUGAUGGUCCCAGAGGAGAUGAAGACAUCAGGAUAAAAGAGUCGUAUUAUUUUGGUAAAUCAAAAAGAAAGGUUGUUUACGUAAAAGCGGAAGAACCAAUUGUUACUACCAAAGAAGCUGAGGAAGAGCUGUGUAAGAAUAACAAAACCGUAAAUCAGGAAGAGCCGUGUAAGAAUAAUGAAGCUGAAAAUCAGGAAGAGCCGUGUAAUAAUAACGAAGCUGUAAAUCAGGAAGAGUCGUGCAAUAAUAACGAUAAGACUGAAGAUGAGCCAGAUUAUACAAACAACAAAAAAAGAAAACUUGCUUAA
Messenger RNA from Paraglomus brasilianum, 1032 nucleotides. The record is from the annotation of a GenBank genome assembly. NCBI's taxonomy places the organism in Eukaryota, Fungi, Glomeromycota, Glomeromycetes, Paraglomerales, Paraglomeraceae.